AAUGGGCAGUUCAAAGUCUUCAUCCUUAGGCCUCUUGCACACGACCGAUCAUUCCGCCGACCGGUUGUUUCUCCGCCCGGCAAAGAAAUCGGGAUUAUCUUACACACGAUAAGCGAUCGGCCGGUUACGUGCCGUUUACUUUGCCUUCUGCAUGAAGGCCAGUGCUGUACUGUCAUCCGACGUAGAAAGAGCUUGGCUAUUUUCGUUUCGUGCAUUGUCAAAAAUGAAACGUGAAAAGAAGAUCGCGCUUGUGUGUUUAUUGUAUAGACGAAGAAAAUACAAGAAAGCUUUAGCAAGAAGAUUAUGGAUUCAUCCACUGGUAGCUGAAAGAAGUGCAGUAGGAGCAUUUUAUACCUUGUUUACAAGACUACGAGAACAUGAAGCAAAAUUUUUCAAUUACUUUAGGAUGUCUGUUGCAACAUUUGAUUAUUUACUACAGCGUUUGGACAAACAUAUAGCCCGUCAAGAAACAAACAUGAGACAAGCGAUACCACCCACAGAGAUGCUUGCAGUUACAAUAAGGUAUUUGGCAAGCGGUAUGACUUUCACAGACCUUCACUACGCAUACAGAUUGGGAACAUCAACAAUACGUAAAAUUGUUAGGGAUGUAUGCAGGGAAAUUUGGGAAAUCCUACUUGAUGAAUGCAUCCCACCGCCAUCAGAAAAGAUGUGGAAUGAAUGUGAAGCAGGAUUUGCUAAUAAUGCCAAUUUUCCAAAUUGUUUCGGAGCGAUAGAUGGGAAACACAUUCGAAUUGUGAAGCCACAACGAAGUGGCUCAUUAUUUUACAACUACAAAAAUUUUUUUUCAAUCGUGUUAUUGGCUGUUGUGGACACAUCAUACUGUUUUCGAUAUGUUGACAUUGGAGCAUACGGUAAAGAAUGUGAUUCCUCCGUAUUUAAAGAGUCAACAUUUUUUCAUGCAUUGAAUUCAGAUUCUUUGUAUACACCUUGCCCAAAAUGCUUACCAGGAAUAGAAAAUCCGGCUGUACCAUAUAUUUUAGUUGGCGAUGAGGCUUUUGGAUUAAGUGAUAAAUUGCUACGUCCAUUUGGUGGAAACAACUUAACACAGCAACAACGUGUAUUUAAUUACCGUUUAUCACGUGCCAGGCGUUAUGUUGAAUGUGGAUUCGGUAUUUUUAGCAACAAAUGGAGAAUCUUUCAUCGACCUAUAAACGUACAUCCCGAAUUCGCCAUUGACAUGAUUAAAGCAUGUUGUAUCUUGCAUAAUUUAGUACGAAUGAGAGAUGGUUUUAAUAUCGGCGAUGUCUUAGAAAUUAUAAACCUCGAAGACAUACCAAGAGAGCGAAAUUUGCGAGGAUCAAGAAGCGGGAAAGAUAUACGGGACCAUUUCACAAAAUAUUUCAAUAGUAAUGAAGGAUCUGUACCGUGGCAAUUAAGUAAAAUAUAG
Acanthoscelides obtectus is the source of this 1408-nucleotide messenger RNA. The record is from the annotation of a GenBank genome assembly. NCBI's taxonomy places the organism in Eukaryota, Metazoa, Arthropoda, Insecta, Coleoptera, Chrysomelidae.